Penicillium angulare is the source of this 813-nucleotide messenger RNA. Its product is annotated as KilA-N domain-containing protein. Lineage: Eukaryota; Fungi; Ascomycota; Eurotiomycetes; Eurotiales; Aspergillaceae. The record is from RefSeq and is a predicted model, not a curated record. Gene Ontology annotation, molecular function: DNA binding. Gene Ontology annotation, cellular component: nuclear membrane complex Bqt3-Bqt4. Bases 1 to 813 code for a protein of 270 amino acids. The transcript is spliced from 4 exons. Gene Ontology annotation, biological process: meiotic attachment of telomere to nuclear envelope; mitotic telomere tethering at nuclear periphery.
AUGUCGCGAUCCCUACCGGCGAAAAACAACCCACUGAUUCUCGCCGACGCAACUCCCGCCUAUGAUGAACUCAUCAUACGUCGCCGCCUCGGAAGAUCCAAAAUCACCGCCAAGCCGGGGCUACUCAACGCCUGCAGUGCGACUAAGCCCGAGAACCUGGGCGUGUUCGAGUAUGUUCACCUCCGGGCUUCGCUUCCUCAGGAUCUGGAGGGUUCAGAGAUCUUCCCAUCGCGCACCAACAGUUACUAUUUGAUGCGGAGAAGUAAUGAUGGUUUUGUCAGCGCGACGGGCAUGUUCAAGGUCGCAUUCCCCUAUGCUACGGCUGAGGAGGAGAUGAAGGAGAGAGAUUAUAUGAGAUCCCAGGAAUACACAAGUCAGGAGGAAGUCGCUUGCAAUAUAUGGAUACCUCCUGUGUGUGCAUUGGAGCUCGCGAAGGAAUACAAGAUGUACGACUGGAUUCGUGCCUUGCUAGAUCCUGCCGAUAUCAAGCAGAACAGACUGAUCACUAACAUCACUCCGCCACCGAAAUUUGAGCUGCCGAUGGAUGAGUCCAAUGAGUUGCGACGCAACCACAACCACAGCCCCCAGCUUGCUAUUUGCCCAAGCAAAGAUUCUACUUCUUCGCACAUGCUACCACAAGCUCAAUCUAUAAAUGAUGAGCUAGGCGCUCCGUCCACAAUCGGUGCCGAUGACAACGCCCAAAAGACUCACGAAAUCAUUGCUUUGAUGGAAGCCACAAAUGUCGUCCCUCUUCCCGCGAAGGCUGAGGCUGAUUCUGAUGAUACAGAAGUGAAAACCAAAGAGAGGGAAUAA